Molecule: messenger RNA, 333 nt
Organism: Dracunculus medinensis (Guinea worm)
Lineage: Eukaryota; Metazoa; Nematoda; Chromadorea; Rhabditida; Dracunculidae
Source: the annotation of a GenBank genome assembly
AUGAAAGCCUUCAACGCUGGAAAUACCGCUGCUGCAGCAAACAUAUACGACCCUGAUGGUUACUUUAUGCCAAACGGCAAAGAUCCGGUAAAAGGACGCGCCGGAAUAGAAGCAUAUUUCAAACAAGAUAUGGCAGAAGGAGUCAAAAGUGUUCAGAUAAUUACGGAAGAAGUGAACGGGAGUGGUGAUUGGGCAUUUGAACGUGGCAGCUAUCAUCUAGACGGCACUCGUGGUACUGAAUCUGGUGCUUAUCUUCUUGUAUGGAAAAAAGUCAAUGGUCAGUGGCUUAUACACAAUGACUGUUUCAAUGUCAUCAAGCCAGCGCCUAAUUAA